This is a messenger RNA of Ichthyophthirius multifiliis, 525 nucleotides long. RefSeq lists its product as hypothetical. The transcript has a single exon. Gene Ontology annotation, biological process: coenzyme A biosynthetic process. NCBI's taxonomy places the organism in Eukaryota, Ciliophora, Oligohymenophorea, Hymenostomatida. The record is from RefSeq and is a predicted model, not a curated record. Gene Ontology annotation, molecular function: dephospho-CoA kinase activity; ATP binding.
AUGUCAGUAUUAACAUAUGAAGAAUGUUAACAAAAAGCUUUCAAAAAUGGAAAUCCCGGUACAAAUAAGCUCAAAGAAAAAUACGGAAGCCAAAUCCUUCUCGAAAACGGUGAUUUGGAUUUAAAAAAUGUAAAUAAAAUUGUCACUUCUGAAUUCGAAAGAACUUAAUUAUAAAGUUUUAUUUCAUAUUAUACUAACAUUUAGAUUUUAAAAGAAAUUUACAGAAUCGCCUUUAAAUAAAAUGAAAACCUAUUCGUUUUAAAUGCUCCAAAUAUAUUUGAUUCAUAUUUAUUAAAGUAUAUGUGCUUUCCUAUUAUUUCUGUUUAUGUUUCUUCUGAGUAAACAUAAAUCCAAAGACUUAUGGAAAAAGAUGGAAUUUUAUAUGAAUAAGCUUCUGAUUUAGUAAAAAGAGAAAGCUCUUUAGUAUAAAAAUGUGAAAAAGCUACGAUAUUAUUAUGUAAUGAUGGUACUAAACCUUAAUUAUAUAAUAGUAUUUCAAGAAAAAUACCAGAAUUAGUAUUAUGA